CAGUGCCGGCCGAGAGUCCUCUGCGUGCGGCUGCCGCUGCCCCUCCACAUCGUCUCUGACAGCGCCGGCAGCAGGACUCGCGACCCUCGCUAGCCUUGCGCAUAUACCGCGGCCUCCACCGUGUCCAGAGGAUCAGUCGAGCUCCAUUUCUCUCCUCAGCGCCCACAUCCGGGGGCAAUCCGAUCCGCCGUCUCUGCGGAGGCCGCAUCUGGCUCGCAUCUGGAACCGCCCGGCCGGCCGCGCUGGAACCCGCGCCCACCCUGGCCCGGCCGCGCCGGGAGCCCUUCCCGGAGCUGGAGCCGCACCUGGAGCCGCGGGCCCGGGGCCCUGAGCCGCGCAGCCGGCGCAUGGUGAACUCGCUGCUGUUCGGGGAGAUGGCCUUGGCCUUCGGGUGCCCGCCGGGAGGCGGCGGCGGGGGCUGCCCCGGUGGGGGUGGUGGCGGCGGCGGGGCCGGGCCAGGGCCGUCGCCGGUGACGGCGGCGCUGCGGGAUGACCUGGGCUCUAACAUCCACCUACUGAAGGGGCUCAACGUGCGCUUCCGCUGCUUCCUGGCCAAGGUGCACGAGCUGGAGCGCCGCAACCGGCUGCUGGAGAAGCAGCUGGAGCAGCAGCAGAGCGAGCGUGAGCGGCGGCUGCGCUACAAGACCUUCUCCCGCGAGCAGGCCGUGCAGACCGGGCCUGAGCUGCUGAGGCCGCCCGCUCCCGGCAUCGGGCACUGCAGCGGCAGCGGUGCGGCGGCCGGCGCCAACGCUAACGCCGUGGCGCUGGGCGGCCUGCCCCCCGGCGGCGGCUCGCACCCGCAGCACUACGGCCGCCUGCCCGGGACCAUCUGGAGCUACACGCAGGUGCGGCGCACUGGCGGCGGCGGCGUGGAGACCGUGCAGGGCCCCGGCGUGUCGUGGGUGCACCCCGACGGCGUGGGCGUGCAGAUCGACACCAUCACGCCGGAGAUCCGCGCGCUCUACAACGUGCUGGCCAAGGUGAAGCGCGAGCGCGACGAGUACAAGCGGAGAUGGGAGGAGGAGCUGUCCAAGCGUAUGAACCUUCAGACCAUGGUGGACACGCUGCAGGAGGCGGCACAGGAGGCCGAUGCCAUCCAGGAGGAGAUGAACGAGAAGAUUGAGCGGCUGAAGGCCGAGCUGGUGGUGUUUAAGGGGCUCAUGAGUGAUCCCAUGACAGACCUGGAUACAAAGAUCCAAGAAAAGGCUAUGAAGGUGGACAUGGACAUCUGCCGCCGAAUCGAUAUCACAGCCAAGCUGUGCGAUGUCGCGCAGCAGCGGAACUCGGAAGACGUGUCCAAGAUCUUCCAGGUGGUCCCCAAAAAGAAAGAGCGUAAGGUGGCUUCGGAUGAUGACAUCUCAGAGCAGGACGGGGAGGUGAACCGGUUCUCCGAUGACGAGGUCGGCUCCAUGAACAUCACCGACGAGAUGAAACGCAUGUUCAACCAGCUGAGGGAGACCUUUGACUUUGAUGACGACUGUGACAGCCUGACGUGGGAAGAGAAUGAAGACACGCUGCUGCUCUGGGAGGAUUUCACCAACUGCAAUCCAACUAUCGACCUGCAGGGCGAGCAAGAGGAGAACUUGGGCAACUUGAUCCACGAGACUGAAUCUUUCUUCAAGACGAGAGACAAGGAGUACCAGGAAACGAUAGGUCAGAUCGAGCUGGAGCUGGCCACGGCCAAGAGCGACAUGAACCGCCACCUACACGAGUACAUGGAGAUGUGCAGCAUGAAGCGCGGCCUGGACGUGCAGAUGGAGACGUGCCGCCGGCUCAUCAAGGGCUCCGCAGACAGGAACUCACCAUCCCCCAGCUCCGUGGCCAGCAGUGACUCAGGAAGUACAGACGAGAUCCAGGAUGAGUUUGAGCGUGAGGCAGAUGUGGAGCCCAUGGUCAGCUGAUGACGGAGGCCCCGCAUGCCUGCUGGUCUUGGUGAUGGGGCUCCUGCCUUCUCUCCCCACGAGGCCAGGAAGGCUCCUCGGAGUGGGCUCAAGUCCUCACCACACAGACUUCCUAUGCCCUCCUUCUCUGGAGGUCCCAAGGAACUGCUGCUUCCUUCCUUCCACCCCAGCCCACCACCACCGGACCCUUCUCCAUCCACCCACCCACCCACCCAAGGAAUGGUGCUGUCAAUUUCUAUUCUCCACAUCACAAAUGCAGACUUCGGUCCGGAUGAUGCAGUGUUAACUGUGCCUUCUCCCUUCAGCUGAGCCACUUUGAGCUCCAAAGAAUUAUUCCUAGCAGGUGUUUUUAUACAAGUCUAAGGUGAGGGCCGGCCAGGCUAGGUAUAAUGCGGUUUUCUGCCCUCCCACCUGCUCCUCUGAUUGGCCAUGAGCUGUGCCCUCUCUUCCUCUGUGGCCAGUGUGGACUAACCCGGGGCUCGGGGUGGUCUGUCUCCCCUCCCCUUGGGAUGGGGACCGUUUGCCUCUGUGACCUUUCCAGGCCUGGGUGGGGAUGUCCCCAAUUUUCUCAUUCCCUGAAAGAGAGAAAGAUGAAAGGAAGGGAGGGAAGACAAAUUUUUCUUUUCUGUUUGGAUCGAGUGGCAAAGUGGGGGACAAGGCACAGUGGGGGAGAAGGUUGAGCCUCACUGUGUUUAAACUACUAUGCAAAAAACAAAACAAACAACAAAAAAGCAGCUUGCCUUAUAUCACUGUGGAAGGCAGGCCCUCUCCCAACUGUGCUUCCCCUCCAGAGCUGGGAGGGAGACCCGGGUUAAGGUGGUCUUUCUCGCAGCCUCUGAGGGUGGGCACUGACCGGGAGCAGGUGUGGCCAUCUGAUUGCUUGUCCUCUGUGGGGUCCAGGUGGGGAUGGGGGCCUUUUAUUGCUUUGAUGACUCUGUGUUUUUUCCUCUAGCCAACGGUACAAGAAUUCUAGGUCUGCAAUUUCUCUGUGAGAAAGUCUGAAGGUUCCAGGCCUGGUCUUCACUCUUUUCCCUUGGUCCUGGGUCAGGGCCAGCCUCCCAUAAGCCUGGUUGUCCACUGUCUCCCUAUUCUGCUAUAGGCAAGAACGAGGCAUUGGGAAGGGGAGGGGAAGGAGGCAAGAGGGCAGAGCAGACAUUGGGGAGGGGACUAUCCUUGCCCUGCUCAUGGACUUUUGGGGAGCUAAUCUGAGCCAGUAUCUCCCCCAAGGCUUGAGUGGGGCCAAGUUGAAGGGCACUGUGUUGAGACCACCCACCAGAUCUCAGCUUGGAGCCAGCCAAGCAGGCUUUGCUUUAUUAUUAUUAUUUUUUAAAUGUUUUAUAUCUACUGCAGUGGCUCCAACGCUGGUUUUCGGGUUUGUUGGCCCAGGAGCUCCCUCUGGUGGUCACAGGAGCAAAAUGUGCCCAAGGACCAGAACUCAAACUCAAACCAGGGCCUCUUGCCCAACCAGAGGAAGGGGCACUGGGUUUGAGUGGGAUCGUGGUCUCCCCAGGGUACCACAGACAUUUAAGGGCCUUCUCUCUCUUCUUUUUCCCCCACAUAUUUUUCAGUCUUAAAAAUACUGUACAUAGUAUUCAUAUAUGUGUAUAGAGAGAGUGAGAAUGUGUUAGUGACUGUAUCAUGUAAUCUAUCAGAUUUUGGUGGCCUUCAUCAUGAGUUUUUCUGUUUGUUUUGCUGGGGGAACAUCUUGUUGGUCCUUUCGUGGUCAGCAUCUCGUGUUAGCCAGACAGGCCCCUUGGCAGGUACUUGGAAGGACAAUGGUUUCGGCAGAGAGAUACCUCCUUUCUCUCCUCCUCACUGACCCUUGUUCUAAAGGUUACAGGGUUCAAACGUACCUGAUUAUUAUUAUUAUUAUUAUUAUUGUUUUUGUUGUUUUGUUUUUAUUUGAACCAAAGGUUAUCGGAGCCAGUUGGGCUUGGACCUCAGCUGCUGAAAAGAUUUUCCGUUUCCACAAGGGCAGAAGAAUGUCUGCCCCUGUGGGUCUCCUCUGCCCAAGGCUGAGGGAGGCAUCGAACUGUGUGUGGUUUGGGAGUCGGGCUGGUGGAGUGGAAGCUGGCCCUGAUUGUUCCUCAAGGUGGCGGGAGGGUGACAGACGUAUCUUCAGAGUUAAGACAGGGAGGCAGCAGUGCUACAGUGUUUGGGGGUAACUAAGGUUACCUUGGUGAUUGGUGUUUGGUGUUAUUAUUUUUAUUCCCCCGUAUACAUACAUAGGUCAUUUGUCCUUGGAACUGGGGUGCUCUGAAUUUGCCUAGAGAGUUUGAAAGUGGCAGGAGCCAGAGAGAGACAUGGGCCUGAGAGUCCCUAACUGUUGGCUUUCAGUAUCUGUCCUUCCUGUGGGAGCAAGGACUUGGGGCAGGUAUUUGGGUUAGGAGGGCACACAGGAUAGGACCUGCCGGCCCCCCAGGCUGUCCUGGGUCUGGUCUGGCCACCGCUUCCCCACCAUGUGCUUUUUCCAGUUAGUUGCCAGUGGGCCCUGCUUGUCCGUUUGCCAUGAGUCCACAGCUUGCCAAGAAAGACCCCAGCGCUCACUGGGGCAGCACCAGGCCUAGCUGGGGCAAAUCGGUCCGUCCUUUGUAAAGCUGUAAAUACUUGACUUUGAUUUUCUAUAUCUAAGCCCAGUGUCAUAUUGACAUUGGUAUUUUAGAAUUGUUCUCAGAUGGGCUCUCCAGUGCUGUCCUCUCUCUCUCUUCUAUUUUGGGGGAUUUUAUAUAGAGGAUUGGGGAGGGGCAGGAAGGGUAGCAUCCUAUUGGCUCCCUGGUUGGUUGUGAAAUACACACAUACACUCACUCCUCUGGGACUCUGAACAGGGAAAAACGCUAUUGGCAAGCAAACAUAUUUGGUUUUCCUGUGGCAGUCUAUGUUGAGGUCUCUGAAGCACCAGACCAUCAUGGACUUAGCUCUGUGGGUAGGGUUCAGAUGACCUGGGGAGAAUCAAACCACUCUCGCUUGGGUUGGGAGGAAAGGGCAGGGUAGGGGAUAAUAUAAGGUGUAACUUAAGCUAAAUAUAAUCUAUUUAUAAAGCAAGAGACUCAUCUAUUUUUAUGAAAGAAAAGAUUUUUUAAAUCUAGGGUAGGCAGUUGUGGUAGCCCAGCAUUUUUCUGUGGACCAGGUAUGGUGCAUGUUGCCACAGGAUUGAAUAUAAUCCACACCCUCCCCUCUUUUCUCCUGUCCUCACUUCUGAUCAUCCACACCUAUGAGCAGCUUCAGCAGCAAGUAGGUCCCACUUCACUCCAUUGCCCUCUCCCCUAAUCCCUGAGCUCCUUGGAAAUCUUGGAGUGGCACUUAUGGGGACAGGCAAGCUGUGGGGAAUUCAGAAUUGAGGCAGUGGGGGGGAGGGGUAUUAGAUAGGGGACAGCUCUAUGGUAGAGUAAUUCAUUACUCUAAGUCUGAUCUGCCGAGAUCCAUUUCCAACUUGGCUGUGUUGGCAAAGGGUUGAGAAGCAGCCAAGUGGGUGGGAAUGGGGCUGUCAGUUCAGGGGGUACAUGACUUCCUCAGGGCCUGGGCCCCGUUGUCAGGCAGCCAGAGCAGGAGUGGAAGUGAUAUAGGAUGUCCCUGGCCUGGCUGUGCCUACUCCAGGCGGAGGACAAGCUACAGCCCCUGCUGUCCUCCUCUGGGGCCCUGGGUAAAGGACUGGGGUGCUGGGGGUUUCCCAGACCUGUGUCCUUGAACUUUACUGUAGAAGGGCACUCUCCAAGAGUGGGGGGUCUGGAGGUGGUGGGUACGAGUAAAGCCAGAUUAUUCCUUUAAGGGAAUUUCUCAUGAGUGGAAGAUUCCCAGCCCAGGGUGUCAGCCUUGGGCAAAUUCCUCACUACCCUACCUCCCUACUCAACCCUUAAAGAAAUGAAACAAAGCCCUCCCCUGCAGGGCCCCUCUGUGGACAUUUUAGCAUCUACUUGAUUUUUAGUCCCAUCCUGGGAGACUUCCUAUCUCAUAGGUCCAUCCUACCCUACUUUUGCUGUUUGUCUGCCAGCUGGGUCUAGCAUCACUGGGCAGGGGCGUUUAUACUCAUUGAAAGACUACUGAUCCUACCGGAAACAAACCUGUUUACUGUAUUGUUGUAAAUAUCAUGCCCUUUAUAUCCUGUAUAUUGGCUUCUUUUAAAUAAAGUGAAAUGUCUUA
Nycticebus coucang (slow loris) is the source of this 6038-nucleotide messenger RNA. It is a transcript of the gene IFFO2, whose product is annotated as intermediate filament family orphan 2. NCBI's taxonomy places the organism in Eukaryota, Metazoa, Chordata, Mammalia, Primates, Lorisidae. The transcript has 9 exons. The record is from RefSeq and is a predicted model, not a curated record. The coding region runs from base 348 to 1901 and encodes 517 amino acids.